Messenger RNA from Jaculus jaculus (lesser Egyptian jerboa), 939 nucleotides. RefSeq names its product olfactory receptor 49. Gene Ontology annotation, biological process: G protein-coupled receptor signaling pathway. The record is from RefSeq and is a predicted model, not a curated record. Gene Ontology annotation, cellular component: membrane. Gene Ontology annotation, molecular function: G protein-coupled receptor activity; olfactory receptor activity. Lineage: Eukaryota; Metazoa; Chordata; Mammalia; Rodentia; Dipodidae.
AUGGAGAACUGCACAGCUGUCACUGAGUUUAUCCUGCUAGGACUCUUGGAUGUCUGUGAACUGCAGAUGCUCAUCUUCCUAGGGUUCCUCCUAACUUAUCUCCUCACACUGCUGGGGAAUUUCCUCAUCACUGUCAUCACCCUCAUGGACAGGUGCCUCCACACCCCCAUGUACUACUUCCUCUGAAACUUUGCUGCCCUAGAGAUGUGUUUCACAUCUAUCAUCUUCCCCAAGAUGCUAACCAACAUCAUCACAGGAAACAAGACCAUCUCCUUACCGGCUUGUUUUCUCCAAGCAUUCCUGUAUUUCUUCCUGGGUACCACAGAGUUCUUCCUACUGGCAGUGAUUUCCUUUGACAGGUGCAUGGCCAUAUGUAACCCUCUGCGUUAUACCACCAUUAUGAGCAAAAGAGUCUGUGUCCAGCUAAUGAUCAGCUCAUGGAUAUCAGGAUUACUUCUCAUCCUUAUUCCAAGUUCCAUUAUGUUUCAGCAGCCAUUCUGUGGCCCCAAUAUUAUAAACCAUUUCUUCUGUGACAACUGUCCACUCCUGGAACUCAUAUGUGCAGAUAAUCUGACAGACUCUCUGGGUUUUGUUAUUGCCAACUUCAGUCUCCUGGGCACUCUGGCUAUGACUUCCACCUGCUAUGGACACAUCCUCUAUACCAUACUACAUAUCCCCUCAAUCAAGGAAAGGAAGAAAGCCUUCUCAACCUGCUCCUCCCACAUCACUGUGGUGUCUCUCUUCUAUGGUAGCUAUAUUUUCAUGUAUGUCUGGUCUGGCAAGAAUGGACAGGGGGCAGACCACAACAAGGUGGUGGCAUUGCUCAACACUGUGGUGGCACCAACACUCAACCCCUUCAUCUACGCCCUGAGGAAUACGCAGGUCAAGCAGGUAUUUAGGGAGCAGUUGAACAAGCUCCAAAAGUUGAGUCAGAUGUGA